AUGCUGUCUACAAGAACACAUGAUCUUGAAGCCCGUGUUCCACUACUUAAUUUUGUUAAUUUAAAAUCAUUAGUUCUCCGUUGUGACUAUCCAUAUGAUUUCAUAUUUCCGCUAUUAUUGAUAUUAAAACAGUUGACAUCACUACAUCUACUCACUGAACAUUAUAACAGUUGUGAUCAUAGUCAAUUAUUAACUCAUCCAACAUUAAAACGAAUUACAUUGAUUAAUGUUUGUUUAACAGAAUUCAAUUUUAAACAAAUAGAAUCAAUACGUUCAUCGAAUAUUGAAUAUUUGAAAAUAAAACCUUGUUCAUUCAUCAAUCUAAAUUUACUAUUACGACACUUACCACAACUAAAAUACGGAAAUUUUACACUUCCAGCUAGAAGUAUGAGAUACCCAUUAGUCAUGGAAAAUACGACAAUUUUCAAUUUAAUUUAUCUCAAAUUAGAUGUAAUUUCACUUGAAUUUAAUCAUUUAAAACAAUUAUUAUCACGCGUUCCAAAUUUGAUCUAUUUAUCGUUUGCAUCUACAUCAAAUGAAUUCUUUAUCGAUGGUCAUCAAUGGCAAUGUUUACUUGAAAAACUUGUCAAUUUAAAAAUGUUUAAUUUAAACAUGAAGAACUGGUAUAAUAAAGCAACCGAUGAAAUAAAAGAAUCAUUUAAAACGAAAUUUUGGAUAGAUGAACAUCCGAAACAAAUAUGA
This is a messenger RNA of Didymodactylos carnosus, 702 nucleotides long. The record is from the annotation of a GenBank genome assembly. NCBI's taxonomy places the organism in Eukaryota, Metazoa, Rotifera, Eurotatoria, Philodinida, Philodinidae.